Lactuca sativa (garden lettuce) is the source of this 1035-nucleotide messenger RNA. RefSeq lists its product as uncharacterized. The record is from RefSeq and is a predicted model, not a curated record. NCBI's taxonomy places the organism in Eukaryota, Viridiplantae, Streptophyta, Magnoliopsida, Asterales, Asteraceae.
AUGCAGCAAGAGUUCAUGGCCUUACAGCAGACUACCGAAUCCGUUAGUGACCUGAACGCCAAGUUCUUGGAGAUGCUAUCUUUUUGCCCCUCGUUUGCUGGGAACGAGGCCUGGUUAGUCAGCCGGUACACGGCCAUCCUACGUAUCGAUAUUCGGGAAUUCGUUAGCAUGCAGAAGUUCUCGACUUUAUCUGCGAUCAUGGAUGUAGCGAGGAGGAGGGAAAUCGAGUUGCAGACCCAGUCCAAGAGGAAGGCCAAUGACACCUUUUCCAAGACAUCCAGAGAUGCCCAGAAAACGCAAAAGCAGGGUAGUAAGUCAAGGGAUCCCCCUGCGAGUGCAGUACCUCAUAUUACUUCUGCAGUUCCCGUCUGCUAUCACUGCAACGAGACGAGACACAAGAAGCCUGAAUGCCCGAAGUUGAAGACUGGUAAAGGAGACAGGGGUACAAAUCCUGCAAUUGCAUCAUCCUCUAAGGGAACCAUUAUGGUGACACGAGGUCGUGCUCACCAGAUGACUGUGGAGGAGCCGGUGAUUACAACGACAGUGGCAGACACUUAUUUGCUAGAUUCCAAGCCCGAUGUUGUUAUGUUUGAUAGUGGUGCUACCCAUUCUUUUGUAUCUCACACGUUUAUUAAUCGUUUGGGGCGUAUUAUCGGAAAAUUGGCUCACCCAAUGGUUGUCGAUGUUGUCGACAACCGCACUAUUUAUGUCACCGAUGUCUAUCGGGGUUGCACUCUCGAGUUUUCUGGAGUUGAAUUCCCUAUUGAUCUUAUCCCUAUUGCGAUGCGAGAGCUCUGCGUUAUCGUAGGCAUGGAUUGGCUUGAUGCGUUUGAUGCGGAAAUCCACUGUCGUAAGAAGCAAGUUCGUGUUCGAAACCCUAGAGGUGGAGAACUUAUUAUUCAGGGGGACAUUCCCCGCCUGGCUAUGGCUUCUUGCUCUUCUGCUAUAGCACUAGACGACGUUCCUAUCACUAGUAGUGAAAGAUGUCGCGGUGUACCAGUCAGCCAGCCAAGUAAGCCUUAUUUCUUAUGUUAA